UCACGACAUUUAGAAAGGUUUUGUAUGCCAAUUGAAGCUCGUUAUGCCAUACAUAAGGAAGGUUAUAUUUUUGUUCUUUUACGUAUAGAAGUGGACCUGUCGUGUUCUGUCGAACGUCUUUUAAGUCUGGUAUUCCUUGGAUUAGUUCAACACUAUCUUAAACGGAUAUUGUCAUUUCACACAGACAAUGAAGAACUCGCACACACUCCUAUUGAUGAUAAUAGCUUUCGUUAUGGGUUUAGUGUGUCAAUAUAUGAACACGGUAACCUACGGUGCUCCGAAUUUGCCCGAACCGACGAUAAAGCGUGGCCAAAUUCUUAGAGAGAGUGCAUUUUUUGACGACUCGUACAUUUCGAGUCUGGUAUAUUCGCCUCGAUAUCCUGUUAGAACCUGUCAUACGAAUAUGACUUACAUAGACUUUAGUAGUAUUUUCUCAAUAAAAGAGACCUCUCGUGUUAACAAGUGUAUUUUGGAUCAUGAAGAGGACAUGGCAAAUGGACAUAUACAGGAAGCAGCAAAGCAGACUUUGCGGUGGUCAGAUCACACAUACCUAGACAGUGGAAGCUUCGUGAUAGAGGCUGGAGGUCACAAGGGGCUGGACGCCAGUCAGUUCAACUCCCGUUACCAUCCCGGAACCUAUAUUGUAUUAGAACCGGUUGCAAAGUUCUUUCAUGUGUUGAAGAAUAGAUUCAAAUCAUCUCCAAACGUGGUUAUUUAUAAUUUCGGGAUUGACGUUGCUGAUGGGGUAUUUUAUGUCAAUGAAGAAAAGAAUGAUGGAGCAUCUUUAUUUGUUAAAGACCAAAAGAAAAAGGGAACUUUCAAGGGAGCAAAAAUUGUAAGCGUUUCUAAGUUUUUCGAGACAUUGUCCGUGAAAAGUAAUGAGGUUGAUCUGAUAACGCUAAAUUGUGAGGGCUGUGAGUUCGCUGUAUUGGACUUGCUCCUCUCAACAGAUUACAUACGUCACUUCCGAAAUAUUCAGUUCCAACCUCAUAAACAUUCGAGAAUAUGUUAUCCCGUCAAACGAUUUUGCUGGUACCAAGAACUACUACAAAAAACACAUUCACUAAAAUUCCAGUUCAAAUUCAUAUGGGAGAGUUGGAGCAGAAGAUGACUUUGCUUUGAUUGUCCAAGUUUGCUUUUUCUUCAAUUUUGAGCUAUAUGCCACGUCGAAUUAUAUGAAACAAGAGAUUUAUAUAUUUUAUGAAUAAUUAGUUGGUUUAUGACAAAGUACUCAAACAUGAGUUUUCACGUUGUUGAGUUUUAAUAAUAAGGAUAUCAACUCACAUAUAUCUUGUCCAAGUUAGUUUCCAAUUUUAAAGGGCAUCGCGUUUGUAUGGCUGUUUGUACGUGGUCGUUUUGUUUGUGUAACAUUCUCUCAACAAAGAUGGCGGUUGAUAUAGAAACGGACAUGUCCGUCUGUCCAUGCACAUGUCGAAAUAUGUUUUUAUCAGGCGAAAGUUCAAAUCUGAGAAAUGAUAUUACUUGCCAAAGUGGUGUGAGAAGGAAAAUAUUCUUGCGGAUCGGAGUUCGACCUAUAUCUGUAUUUUCACUGAUAUAUAGCCAGUUGAUCUAUACGAAAAAUCAAUUCAGCACCACUGACGGGUCUUUAAAGGACACAACAUCGGUAUGGUGUUGUCUAAUUGAUGUUAUACUGAUAUAUCUAAUUCUCGGUUUCUUUUAAGGUGUUUAUAUCCUGUGUGUCUCUUAUACAAUCCUAUAAUAACAGCUAAAAACGUCUACAGUUAUUACUGUCAUAUAUUAUAAUUUCAUAGUUUAGCAAAUGGACAGCUUAAAGUGUUCAAGUAUUUUUAUUAUGAAAUUCCUUAUAACUUAUAAGUUCGACGUUUUAAUUAUCGGCAUAGAAUGCUAUUUUGUUCAAUGUUCAAACAUACUGCUGUUGUAUUUUUGCAUAGAUCAAAUGCUCAAAUUCCCCAUAGUUGAAGAGCCCAUUUACCUAUGAUUUUGAUGGAUUAAAAGCUCUGUGGCUAAGUGACAGGAUUCGAUCAUCUACCUGAGGUAUAGCUUUGUCUGAAAAGUUAUUUACGGAGAACAUAUCAGUAUAAGUCUUUUGUAUUUCGUCUGACCUGAUUGCACAGGAAAACAAUGUUCGCUUUGUACACAAGUUAAUUGAUCGAUCGAGGCGCGACUUGUCCUCGAACACAGUUAAUACAACAACGUGCAUAAAUUUAAUGACACAUUUAGAUGAAAACAUACCUUUAUUGACGCGAUU
Molecule: messenger RNA, 2230 nt
Organism: Pecten maximus
Lineage: Eukaryota; Metazoa; Mollusca; Bivalvia; Pectinida; Pectinidae
Exons: 2
Coding region: 188-1111 (307 amino acids)
Source: RefSeq, a predicted model, not a curated record